CUAUUUUGUCAACGUUACCUAACCACUUUGUUGUGUAUCGUUGAGUAACGCUACAAAGUUGAAGCGUCUCGAAAAUUUUGCCUUACCUAGCUAGUACUGCCAUUUUGACAGGAAACCGAAAGUUUCAUGUUAACGGAAAAUUAUCUGGCUCGUUGGAGUGGAUAAAUGGUGAAUUGUGUUCCAGCAGUUCAAGCUUUGUUGCUGCUAAUGUUUCAAGAAUGUUCAGCCUAAUAGGCGCAGAUGAGAGAAACAAGGUGCAUUUUCAUAUGGGCAGAGUGAAUUACUGUACAACAGUGAUGCUACUAGUAUAGUGAAUUAAGGUUUGUGUUUGGUACCACAGUAUAACUUCAGUAGAUAAAAUAUUCCUCUUACUAUUGUAGUGAUAUUUUUUUCAUAAAGAUAAAAGUUUUUUUAUGCGCUAAUUACUCACUAAUAAUUGAUAUCUGUGACACUACAAAUAAAUCAUGGGAGUUAAAGGGCUGUGGAAGCUUGUUGAGUGUUCAGGGGUACCAGUACCUCUGGAAACAUUGGAACAGAGGAUAUUAGGUGUUGAUGUGUCCAUUUGGCUCCACCAAGCAGUGCGAGGAUUCAGAGGACCUGGUGGUUCUGCUGUGGCAAAUGCCCAUUUGUUGACUCUGUUCCAUCGCAUAUGUAAGCUUCUCUUCUACCGCAUCAGGCCUGUCUUUAUAUUUGACGGGGGAGUCCCACACCUGAAAAAACAGACUCUUGCUUCCAGGAGGCUUCGACGGGAAGUAGCAGCCAGCAAGGCAAAGCAAGUGAGAGAAAGACUCCUUUCAAAUCUCUUGAAAAGUCAGGCUGUUAGAAAAGCUCUUGGUAGGAGUGGACCAGGACCCAGUGCAGCACACGUUGUUCGUCCCAAGAAAGUCGAAAAAGAUAUUUUUGAAUUACCACCUCUCCCUGAAGAAGGAAAAGACCUCAUUAAGUCCGAACCAGCAGAAGAGAAGAGAUCAGUUAUGAAGAGUUACAGGCUCCCAAAUCUUCACCAGUUUGAGUUUGAAAGUGAGGAGUUUAAAGCCCUCCCCCUUGAAACUCAGCAUGAAAUUGAUGAGCUCCAGGACACUCGUGUUAAAGAAAAUUCAUGGAACACUUUGAAUAAAAUGCCCCAAGAAUCUAAAAAUUUUGCUCAGUUUCAAAUGGAAAGGUUAAUGAAAAGGUACAAAUUUCAGUCAACCCUUGAUAAUAUUCGAUCUGAAAUGCAGAAAAAGAAGUCGGCAGAAAUGGAAGCUGAAAUGUUUGGUGAGCUUGAGAAGCAUGUUAGUCUAACACAACGAAUUGUCUCAGAAGAUUCUGCCCAUUCCAUUUUUAUCAAGAAAAUAAAUGAAACCCAAAAUGAACCUGAUAGCCAAGAAGACAUUUUGAAGCAAGAUUCUAAAGGAAAAACUCCACUGAAGAGGAGUAGGGAAGAGUUUGAAAGGGAUUUUUUGACUGAAUUAGAAAAACAAGGCAUUGUAAAAUCAAAGCGUUUUUCAGAUUCUGAGUCAGAUUCCGACUAUGAUGAUGAUUACUUUAGUUUUCCUGAUUCAAAGAAUAAAGAUGAAAAGAACCAGAGUGAAGAUAAACUUGACUUUGAUGGAAAAGCCCUUUUGAAAGUUGUAGGCUCAUUGUUAGACAAUGAUGGUCUCUCGCAGGAAGAGAUCCUUGCUCUUAUUAAACAGGGGAAUCCCAGUGAACAUCAUAAUGAAAUGCCUGCCGGUUCAGAUGGACCGUCAACUUCAGGAAAGGCAUCAGGUUUUGUGUUUAAUCCAGAUGCAGAUUCGUCUGAUGACGACAGUGAUUUUAUAGAAGUCUCUGAACCCAGCAGCCCAGGUACUUUAGCACCUGAAAAGAUUGAUGAAACAAAGACUGAAGAUAAUGUUAAAAAAGUUUUAGAGACCAAAAACAACAGCUUAUGGAUCAAGAUCAUGCAGCAGAAGUUAGAUGAUGUUGUCCAUACAAGUAACAAUAAGACUUCCCCUAAGAAAGCCCUGGUAGAUAGUCGAAAUAUGGGUGCAGCCAAUCAGGAAAAUAGCAGGAAGAUUGUGAGUGAUAAGUCCAAGGGUAUUUCCAUAUCAUUAGAUUUUGAUAUUGCGCCUUUGAAGAUGGAAGAAGAUAUAUUUGCAGAUGUUUUUUCAAACAAGCCUGAGAAUGUUACUAAUUUACAAACCAAGCUCCCUCCGGAAAAGAAGAGGCAUUCAAACCUUGAGGCUAUAACAAGAAAAUUGUCAAGAUACAGUGAUGUUCAAAAUAAGCAGGUAACUGCUGCCGCAGCUUCCAAAGCAUCUGUUUUAAAAAGAAAUCUAAAAGAGACUUCAAAAGUGCCUGAAAAGAAGUUUGUAAACCAUCAAGUAAAAACAGCUGAUUACAUGAAAGAGACCACUGUCAGAACUGAUGCUCAAGAACCAAACAUUAGCUCAUUACAGAGUGGGAUUGGGAGUGUUGAAGAAGACAGAUUUUUGAGAAGUACGGAGAUCAAUGAAAACUCUAACUUGUUUGUCAAAAAAUCUAAUGCACCAUCAAGCACUGUAGAAAUGGAUGUUUCACCAGAAAAUCGUGAUUCUGUGGAGCAGAAUGCAAGCAUUAGUGAUCGUACAAGUGAUUCACAAGUUAAUGGAGUAGUUUUGGAGAGUGAUGAUACAAAGAGUGAGGAAAUUCUGCAGGAAGCUGAGACUCAAGAUCUUAAACUGAGUGCAGAGAAUGAAAAUAUUUCAGAAAAUGGGAUUUCUCAAUCAGCUUCAAAUAAUUUGCAAGGAAAAGCUAUAGAUGUCAAUGAAACAAAGGAAGAAGAAUUUGUUGAGGUUGAAAGGCCACUUGAAUAUUCAGAAGAUGAGCUAAAACGUUUGGAAGGGGAACUGGCUGAAGAACAAAGAGCCUUAGUAGCCCAGGCUCAAAAAGUAGAACGAAUUUCAUCUAAUUUGAAUGACCAGAUGUAUGGAGAAUCCCAGCACUUAUUACAGCUUUUUGGCAUUCCAUAUCUUGUUGCUCCAAUGGAAGCAGAAGCUCAGUGUGCUUUUCUGGAUGCUAUCAAUUUAACGUCCGGAACCAUAACUGAUGACUCUGAUAUAUUUCUCUUUGGAGGUACGAAAGUUUAUAAGAAUUUCUUCAAUCAGACAAAGCAUGUUGAAUUUUUUAAAAUGGAUAAUAUUGAAGCAAAUCUAGGUUUGAAUAGAGAAAAAAUGAUAACUCUUGCUCUUCUUACUGGCAGUGAUUAUACUGAGGGCAUUGAGUCGGUUGGAGCAGUAUCAGCAAUGGAAUUGUUAACAGAAUUCCCAGGAGAAGGUAUUGAUUGCCUUCGAGCUUUCAAAAAGUGGUGGAAUGUUGCUCGUAAGAAUGUGUCUGCAAUCUAUUUAUCAAAAGUAAAGCAGAGAAAAAUGGCUCAGGUACAUCUGCCAGAGUCAUUUCCUUCAGAUCAGAUCAAAGCUUAUUUAGAACCUGAAGUUGAUGAUUCCAAGGAAAAAUUCUCAUGGGCAGUACCUAAUGUAGAUGCACUUCGCCUCUUUACUAUGGAAAAGUUUGGGUGGAAUCGGGCUAAAGCUGAUGAAAUUCUACUCCCAGUUAUGAAGAAGCUGGGAGUAAAAACUACCCAAAUGAGAAUUGACUCAUUCUUCACCAAUAUAAAGCUAGUGAAAGAUGAUAAAGUUCAUAGUAAACGGAUGCAAGAUGCCAUAGCAAAAGCAAAAGGAUUGGAACCACCAAGUGUUAAGGAAGGCGCAUCAUCAAAGAGAACUGGAAAUCUGGUGAGAAAGAAGCCCCCAGCAAAGAGGCGCAAAGUACAAGAGUCGGAAGUAUCUUUGGAUCAAAAUGCAGAAGAGGAGGAAGAAGUUGAUAAAAAUGUUCCUGAUAACAAGCCUUCAAGGACACUGUUAAUAGAUCCUUCUGAGGGCAGUAGUGGUCCUGAAGUACAUGCCAAUAAUAAACCAAAAGCCAAAGGAAGAGGUCGUAAGAAGAAGGAAGAUAGUCAGGAGAAAAAAUCCAGUGGUCCUGUUCGUUCUGUACGUGAAGUUGAAGACGAUUAUGUUCCUCCAAGGAAAUUGACAAAGGAAAUCAUGUAUGAAGCACUUUUGAAAAAGCAGACAAUUAGUCAGAGGGAAACUGAUAAACAGAAAAAAAUGGAAGAAAAGAAAAUAGCAGCAGAACUUCUGAAAAAAAAUUCAUCGAAAGAAAAAAAGAAAAGAUGAAUACGUAUAAGAUAAGUCAAGGCUGCAAUACUGUACUGAAAUUAACUUUUUCAAAUGAUGGUAACAUUAAAUUGUAUCAUGCAGCUCUCAAGCAUCAUGAUUCCAGUGAUGCAUCAUGUUUGGGGAAUUCCUGACAAAAGCAAAUGUUUUGUGAUAAACAUAACUUUAUAUAACUUGCUCAAAGUGAACUAUAUUGCUUGAUGUAAGACGCAUAUGGCACAGACAGUAUUGAUGGGUUGUUACAACCAAAAAUAUAGUUAGCUUGUUUCUGAUGGUGAGCUCACAAGCAUGGAUGUAAGAGAGCAUUUCUUGUUGAUUAAUACCUCUUAUAAUUUGAGAAAGUUGAAACUGUGAGUGAGGGAUAUUUAAAUCACUUGAAUUGAAAUUUAUUUUUUCAUGGAAAGCAUUUUGCUUUAUGAUUUUUUGUUAUGGUGAAAGUCUGUUCUCUCUCCGCAUUGCUAAUGCAUAGACAACUGUUGAUCCUUGGAUCAAAUGAGAAUAAUAUUCCUGAAAUUAUUAUUUUUCAUGAAUUUGGAUUAUGAAAGGAACUGGGAAGUAUUCAA
This is a messenger RNA of Macrobrachium nipponense, 4738 nucleotides long. RefSeq names its product DNA excision repair protein ERCC-5-like. Lineage: Eukaryota; Metazoa; Arthropoda; Malacostraca; Decapoda; Palaemonidae. Gene Ontology annotation, biological process: nucleotide-excision repair. Gene Ontology annotation, cellular component: nucleus. The record is from RefSeq and is a predicted model, not a curated record. Gene Ontology annotation, molecular function: single-stranded DNA binding; DNA endonuclease activity.